AUGACACGGAACUGGAUCUCCGAUCCCCCGAUUACAAAGACGUCUCUGGAGAUCUUUGUCACGACAACUCCACCGGAAGAGGAGAAAGAUCAGUUCCUGCGCUUCAUACGUCAAAUCCUGAGCUGGGAUCCGGAUGUGAGAGCUACAUCGAACGAGAUUAUACCUGACGAAUGGCUCAUGCGAUCGAAUGAAGAACUGCUCUAG
Penicillium argentinense is the source of this 204-nucleotide messenger RNA. RefSeq lists its product as uncharacterized. The record is from RefSeq and is a predicted model, not a curated record. Lineage: Eukaryota; Fungi; Ascomycota; Eurotiomycetes; Eurotiales; Aspergillaceae. The coding region runs from base 1 to 204 and encodes 67 amino acids. The transcript has a single exon.